Molecule: messenger RNA, 2565 nt
Organism: Dipodomys ordii (Ord's kangaroo rat)
Lineage: Eukaryota; Metazoa; Chordata; Mammalia; Rodentia; Heteromyidae
Gene: Glp1r
Product: glucagon-like peptide 1 receptor
Exons: 22
Coding region: 1-2565 (854 amino acids)
Biological process (GO): cell surface receptor signaling pathway; adenylate cyclase-activating G protein-coupled receptor signaling pathway
Cellular component (GO): plasma membrane
Molecular function (GO): peptide hormone binding; glucagon receptor activity
Source: RefSeq, a predicted model, not a curated record
AUGCUGCAAGACAGCGUCUCCAGCCCUACGUGUCACACAUCCCCCUGGGUGCUGCGUGUGAGCCUCUCCCCUCGCCUGCAUUCCCCCAACCCUCGAUUAGAGUCGUCCCAGCCCCCAGCAUCUCUGAGACUCGACUGCCAGGCUCCAAAAACAUUGAUCACCUUUGGAGAUGGCCUCCGAUUCAUCGCGAGUCCACACGAUGGGGUCGUGCGCCUCUUGCACACAUCAGCUCUGUACCAGCCCUUGGGAGAGAUGGGGAGGGUCCCGGAGCCCGAGAACCACAGCUCUGCAGAGAAGUCACCACCUGAGCCAGGAAGCUGGGUUUUGCCCCAGAGAUGGGGGUCCGUCCUGGGGCCUUCCUGGGUCCUGGGCAUGACAAUACGGAGCCCACGCUGGGAUCCCAGUGGUGCUCUGCUCUUCUGUCUCGUGCCUGACAUCUUUGACUUAGAAGGGAGCGAGUGGAUCAUCAAAUGCCUGCUGAGAGGAGGCAAUUUUGUGCCUCCUGUGUGUGGCCGGUGGGCAGCGGAGAGGAACUGCCGGAGCGCUGCCGGCACCUUCCUAAGGGACCUCAGACAUUCCAGCCCCUCGUGCUGUGGGACUCGGGUCCCUCCUCGUAAGGUCAGGCUCUCUGCAAGGGCUGCAGCAGCUGGGCUCUCCCGGCUCCGGGAGGCUGCCGAAGACCCUGCCUUCUGCCAGAGGCCGGCUGCCCCUGGUCCCAUGUGUGAGCAUACUCUGUGGAAGCUGGCGGGCCCGCACAUGGGCUCCUUGAGAAACCUGAGCCUGAGGGAGAGUCCUGAGCACCACGAUGAGGGGUGCCGGGUGUCCACGCCAUGGAGCUCAGCGAUGCUGUGGCCACACUGCCGUCACUGCCUAGUUCCGCUGUGUCCCCACAGCCAGGACCCCCGGGAGCUAGGGGUUAUGGAGGCCUUGACUAAAUUGGGCCAUCUCUACCCUGAGGCUCUGAAUAGCCUGGCUCCAUUCAGUAGAAACGGCAGAGCUGUGAAUACCCUUGCUGUUUCUCCUUCCAGCGAUGGAGCCCUCACUACCUCUCUGAAGGUGCGGGUGGACGCCACGUGUCUGGCACGUGCAGGGCCCUUCCUGCCGUGGUGUCCGGCCAGUGCUGCCAUCCAGGGACGGGACCCUUGGAGAGGGGCUCAGGUCACCAAGGAGGAGGAGGUGGGCAGUGGGUCUUCCCCCUCCCUGGACUUUUCUUUGCCUUUGGCUGUGGUUGCUGUGGAAGACAUCACCAGGGAAGCCACCCGUUGGUCCUUGGAUGUAACAACGCUGGUUUCCCCUUCUGGGAGUCAAGGAGAAAAUCCUGAGGACAGCUGCACUGACCGAGCCCCCUUUGCACAGUUCUUCAGAGGUGGCCAGAGCCUGCUGGGGUUUGUGGCUCGAAGGACCCCUGGAGACCAAGAGUGGAGGGCUGGGAAGGGUGCCACCGUGUCCCUCUCGGAGACAGUGCAGAAAUGGCGAGAGUACCGACGCCAGUGCCAGCGCUUCCUGACCGAGGCUCCACUUCCUGCCACAGGCCUCUUCUGCAACCGGACCUUCGACGACUAUGCCUGCUGGCCGGACGGGCCCCCUGGAUCCUUCGUGAAUGUCAGCUGCCCCUGGUACCUCCCCUGGGCCAGCAGUGUGCUGCAGGGCCACGUGUACAGGUUCUGCACGGCGGAGGGCCUCUGGCUGCACAGGGACAACUCCAGCCUGCCCUGGAGGGACCUGUCGGAGUGCGAGGAGUCCAAGCGAGGGGAGAAGAGUUCCCCUGAGGAGCAGCUCCUGUCCCUUUACAUCAUCUACACGGUGGGCUACGCGCUGUCCUUCUCUGCCCUGGUCAUCGCUUCGACCAUCCUCCUGGGCUUCAGCAGCCAGUCAGGCAGUGCAGCUGGAGAUGCCUACAUCUCCCUGAGGGUGGGUGCAGAGGCACGUCACAGGAAGGAGAGUCCUCAGGUGGCCUGCCAGCGCCCUCCCUUUGUGUCUCCCUCUCUCCUCUUAGGUGUUCCCCUGCUGUUUGUCAUCCCCUGGGGCAUUGUCAAGUACCUCUAUGAGGAUGAGGGCUGUUGGACCAGAAACUCUAACAUGAACUACUGGCUCAUUAUCAGACUGCCCAUUCUGUUUGCCAUCGGGGUGAACUUCCUCAUCUUCAUCCGAGUCAUUUGCAUCGUCGUGUCUAAACUGAAGGCCAAUCUCAUGUGCAAGACGGAUAUCAAAUGCAGGCUUGCCAAGUCCACCCUGACGCUCAUCCCCCUGCUGGGGACCCACGAGGUCAUCUUUGCCUUCGUGAUGGAUGAGCACGCGCGGGGGACCCUGCGCUUCAUCAAGCUGUUCACGGAGCUCUCCUUCACCUCCUUCCAGGGGCUGAUGGUGGCCAUCUUGUACUGCUUUGUCAACAACGAGGUCCAGAUGGAGUUUCGGAAGAGCUGGGAGCGCUGGCGACUCGAGCAUGUGCACAUGCAGAGGGACAGCAGCAUGAAGCCCCUCAAAUGUCCCACCAGCAGCCUGAGCAGCGGGGGCACCGUGGGCAGCAGCGUGUACGCGGCCACCUGCCAGGCCUCCUGCAGCUGA